This is a messenger RNA of Aspergillus wentii DTO 134E9, 1771 nucleotides long. It is a transcript of the gene hacA, whose product is annotated as transcription factor HAC1. Lineage: Eukaryota; Fungi; Ascomycota; Eurotiomycetes; Eurotiales; Aspergillaceae. Bases 229 to 1524 code for a protein of 431 amino acids. The record is from RefSeq and is a predicted model, not a curated record. The transcript has 2 exons. Gene Ontology annotation, molecular function: DNA-binding transcription factor activity, RNA polymerase II-specific. Gene Ontology annotation, biological process: positive regulation of transcription by RNA polymerase II.
ACUUUCUGCAUUAGAUUUCCGGAGUCAGGACUCCGGUUUCUACCGUUAUGACACCGUGGCCUUUGUCUCUGUGAGCUGGGCAAGUGGAAUAUCGUGAUCAUCAAAAGCUAUACUUCCAAAAUAGCUUCAAGUCCUUGCAACUCUUUUUCUUUAAAUUCACCUUUCUAUCUGUACAUUGCAGAGAUAGAUCACAUUCAAUCACGAUAUCGCGUCUCACGGCUGUACAUUAUGGAAGAUACCUUCUCGUCGAUAGACUCCAUGCCCGGUACCCCGGAGCCGGAGACCCCACUCACAGUCGAUCCUGCGGAUACAUCGCUGGAUAGCCCUGAUGGGAAGACAGAUGAGAAGAAGCCAGCAAAGAAGAGAAAGUCCUGGGGUCAGGAGCUCCCAGUUCCUAAGACCAACCUACCUCCUAGAAAACGAGCCAAGACAGAUGAUGAAAAAGAGCAGCGUCGUAUUGAGCGAGUACUUCGUAACCGUGCAGCAGCUCAGACCUCCCGCGAGCGCAAGAGGCUCGAGAUGGAGAAGUUGGAAAACGAAAAAAUCCAGAUGGAACAACAGAACCAAUUCCUCCUUCAGCAACUAGCACAGAUGGAGGCUGAGAACAACCGUUUGAACAAGCAAGUUGCCCAGCUGUCUGCAGAGGUCCGAAGUUCUCGUGGCAGCACUCCUAGACCUAGCUCGCCGGCUACCGAGUCACCGACUCUCACACCCACCUUGUUCAAGCAGGAGCGUGAUGAGCUCCCCCUCGAACGCAUUCCUUUCCCUACGCCAUCUCUCACCGAUUAUUCUCCCACCCUUAAACCUUCCACUCUGGCUGAGUCCUCCGACAUGACACAACAUCCUGCAGCGGUGUUGUGUGACCUGCAGUGUCAGUCGCUGGACUCGAAGGAGCAGGAAACGCUCUCCCACUCUUUGACCUCAGCGCAAGCGCUGAGCCUCACUCUGCAAAUGACGUUGCAGCUCCUCUUUCUGACGAUGACUUCCACCGCCUUUUCCACGGUGAUUCAUCCGCUGAGCCAGAUUCUUCAGUCCUUGAAGAUGGGUUCGCCUUUGAAGUUCUCGACGGAGGAGAUCUAUCGACAUUUCCCUUUGAUUCUAUGGUUAAUUUCGACCCCGAAUCUGUCACCCUCGAAGGCAUCGAGACGCCCCACGGUCUUCCGGAUGAGGCUUCUCGCCAGACUUCUAGCGUGCAGCCCAGCCUUGGCGCGUCCACUUCGCGAUGCGACGGGCAGAGCAUUGCAGCUGGCUGUUAGCGAGAAUUUCUCCCAGGGGAACUGGUCGGCCGCCGAAGGCCAUGAGAGUCGACAGAACUGGGAAUCCCUAUUAACCUUGGCUUGGGCGAUAGAUUGCCUUGAGAAGUCAGGACAUCGACGACGAAUUAUCAACGGUUUGAAUUCAGCGCAAGAUGGUCGGCGCAAUUUUCACGGAAAGUCUUAUCGGAGUUCACGGAGUUCAUGGAGUUCAAAUAAUACAACUACAGCCAAGACAUUGACGUCUUUGCUCAUGGGAAAGGAUUGGUGAGGGAUAUAUACCUGUACAAUAAUUAGUUUUACAACAUUAUGACUACCAGCAAUUAAUAUGCUAGUAGAAUCCAACGAUUUCCAAUGUCUUUACACCUUUCACAACAUAGUUCGUAUUAUUAGGAGAACGCUAGAUAUUCCUUCCCGUACCCCUCAAUACUCCAGUGGCAAUUGUUUCCGGCCCAAAGUUGCGUAGAGAGAAUCCCAUCAUUACUCAUGUAUUCCAACAAUUGGCCUUAAAUACUAGU